AUGGACCACCUCAGAUCCAUCUCGACCACCCGCCCCUCUGUUGCGCUCUUGAUACUCGCUGUCGCUUUCACCAUAGUCUAUUGUCUUGUUCUUGCAAUCUAUCGUGUCUUCUUCCAUCCCAUUGCUCAUUUUCCAGGGCCCAAGCUUGCCGGGCUGACGAGAUGGUACGAGUUCUACUACGAAAUCAUCCAAAAAGGCCAAAUGACCUUUCACAUCCAAGACCUGCAUAAGCAAUAUGGUCCCAUCGUCCGAGUAACACCCAAUGAAUUGCACAUUCUGGACUCGGACUAUUUUGAAGAGCUCUAUGUCAAGUCCGGCAGGCUCGAUAAAUAUGCCCCGUUCUCUGCCAGGUUCGGCACUGACGAUACCUUCUUCACCGCGCCACUGCAGGAAGACCACCGUCGUUUGCGUAAUGCUGUAGCUCCUUUCUUCUCUAAGCGCAAAAUCAUGGACUUCCAGCCUGUCGUACGUGCCAAGUUGAGGAAGCUUUGCUCGAGGGUCCAAGAAUAUGCAGGGACCGAUCGUGUACUGCCGCUUCAUCGUGCCUGGACGGCAUAUGCGGGAGAUGUCGUGACGGAAUUUUGUUUCGCAAAGUCAUACGACCAUCUCGACUCUCCGGAAUUCAAAGAAACGUUCCACGAAGCAAUGCACGCCGCCUGCGAAUCUUCCAGCAUGUUGAUGCAGUUUCCGUGGCUGUGGCCCGUGAUGAACAGCCUCCCAGAUUGGCUGGUACUGAGGCUCGAACCGAAUAUGUACAUGCAUAUACAAGUUCAACAGGACUUCCAUCGGACCAUCUCCGCGCUCAAGGAGAACCAUGACGAAUCCAGGAAGAUGUUUGAUCAUCCAACACUAUUCCACGAGAUGCUUCACAGUGACCUUUCCACCAAGGAGAAGUCGGUGAACCGCAUGGUGCAAGAAGCUCAAGUAAUCAUUGGUGCCGCCAUUUUAACCACCUCAUGGGCCGCUGCGGUGGCCAGCUUUCACAUCAUUAACAACCCUGAAAUCUUCGCGAAGUUGCGAGCUGAACUCGACGAAGCCAUUCCCGACCCAUCGAUGCAGCUCCACUGGCAGAACCUCGGGCAGUUGCCCUACCUGACAGGGUGUAUCAAAGAGGGUAUCAGGCUAGCAUAUGGCAUUGCUUCUCGGCUGCCUCGGGUUGCCCGCCACGACCUGAAGUACAAAGAUUGGAUCAUUCCGGCAGGCACACCGAUCUCCAUGACCAUAGUCGACAUGAAUCAUGAUGAAGAUGUCUUCCCUGAGUCAAAUUCAUUUGUUCCGGAAAGGUGGCUGAAUAACCCAACCACAAAGGACGGCCAACCAUUAGAGAGAUAUUUCGUUGGCUUUGGGAGAGGAACAAGGCAAUGUAUCGGUCAGAACCUUGCUCAAGCUGAGCUGUACAUGGGGCUUGCCACAAUAUUUAGGACGUUCUCUUUCGAGUUGUAUGAAACUGAGCUGUCGGAUACGGUCCUGGCUCAUGACUAUUUUGUGCCGACCGUCAAACUCGACACCAAGGGGAUCAGAGUCAAGGUGAAAUCGGUGGAAAAGUAG
This is a messenger RNA of Fonsecaea erecta, 1548 nucleotides long. RefSeq lists its product as hypothetical. Lineage: Eukaryota; Fungi; Ascomycota; Eurotiomycetes; Chaetothyriales; Herpotrichiellaceae. The record is from RefSeq and is a predicted model, not a curated record. The transcript is spliced from 4 exons. The coding region runs from base 1 to 1548 and encodes 515 amino acids. Gene Ontology annotation, molecular function: oxidoreductase activity, acting on paired donors, with incorporation or reduction of molecular oxygen; heme binding; iron ion binding.